This is a messenger RNA of Salvia splendens (bonfire salvia), 636 nucleotides long. Its product is annotated as dirigent protein 22. The transcript has a single exon. NCBI's taxonomy places the organism in Eukaryota, Viridiplantae, Streptophyta, Magnoliopsida, Lamiales, Lamiaceae. Bases 1 to 585 code for a protein of 194 amino acids. The record is from RefSeq and is a predicted model, not a curated record.
AUGGUGAAACUAUCAAUCAUAUUUAUGGUUUUUUGCUUAGCAAACACUAUUGCAACUCCCACGGCCCAAAUUGUUGACAAGCGGCCCGAAUCAGUCAAAGCAUGGUUCAAAAACCUCCCAAAUGCCAAGGAAAAGCUUGCCACACUUCACUUCUAUUUCCACGACACCGUCGCCAGCGAGAAUCCGUCGGCUGUCACGGUUGCCGAGGCCAACGCGACUAAGUAUCCUACAAAUUUCGGUUUGAUAAGGAUGAUGGAUAAUCCGCUAACCGUUGGGCCCGAGAUCGAUUCCAAGAUUAUUGGUCGAGCGCGUGGGGUAUAUGGCGGGGCCUCAAUCGAGGAUAUCGACCUACUCAUGACCCUGAACUACGUGUUCACCGAAGGCGAAUAUAAUGGUAGCACGCUCAGCGUGCUCGCCCAUAACCCGAUUUUGGACGAGUACCGAGAGAUGGCAAUCGUCGGGGGCACGGGCGUUUUCAGAUUGGCACGGGGGAUUGCUACCGCGCGAACCACUUGGUUUAAUAUGACCUCUCAAGAUGCUGUUGUUGAGUACCAUGUCAUGGUUUUGUAUUAUGUAAAUGAAUGAUGGUUGUAUUUUAUUUCGUGUUUCACUAAUAAUGUCUAAUUUGAUUUUCUC